AUGGCAGUAAAGAAAAUGGCUAAGAAUAAAGGUGAGAUAAUAGAAACUAUGCAAGAAAUUAAGCAAAAAAUAGCCCAGGUGAUUAAUAACAUUAAAGAGGUGAAAAAGAAAGCAAAAAUAAGGAAAAAAGAUAAGAAAAGCAUAGAUGAGGAAUUAGAGGAUAUAGAGAUAGAGGAGGAAAUAGAAUAA
This is a messenger RNA of Racocetra fulgida, 189 nucleotides long. Lineage: Eukaryota; Fungi; Glomeromycota; Glomeromycetes; Diversisporales; Gigasporaceae. The record is from the annotation of a GenBank genome assembly.